UUCAUGUUAAAAAUCCUGCUGACUUGUUUUUGGGAGAUAAAGAUAAAACAAGUCAUGAGUUGCUGUAAACUAGGUCAUGGUCAAUUAAUCAUUAUUGGACUCAUAAGACUGGAAACUGAAACUUAACUGAAUCAACGCUCAGACUACCAGGAGCGGACAGCUACGUCAUCAUGCCGGAGCAGACUACGUGCAUGCCCCUGCGUAUUAACAGUAAAAACAGGAGUUAACUAAUGUUACGUAGAGGCGGUGUAAAAUAUCUUUAGGUGAUUUGAAAAAAAAAAAAAAACAUUUAUAUCCCUUGGACCCGUAAUGUUUAUCAAGUUUUCACCCGCCCUUGUCUCAUCCUUGUAACCGCCAUCCUUGCUGACGUCAGAUGAGGAAGUAAAUAAAACAAAGUAGCCACGGAUCCCUGUUACUCUGCUGCAGUAUGUCCAUUUCAAACCCGAAACAAACGUUUUUAAACCCGGCGAUCCCCUUCGCCGGGACGAUCCUGGGCGGUCUGUUGCCGGGGGAGAUGGUUCUCGUUCAGGGCUCUGUGCCGCCUAAAGCUGACAGGUUCCAGCUAGAUUUCACGUGCGGCAGCAGCGUGACGCCGAGGGCCGACGUGGCUUUUCACUUCAACCCGAGGUUCAACAAGAAGAGCGUCGUCUGCAACACGCUGGAGAAGGAGCGCUGGGGCAAAGAGGAGAUCCUGUACGAGAUGCCCUUCGCUGCCGGGGCCACGUUCGAACUCAUCAUCCUCGUCCUCAAGGACACGUUCAAGGUGGCUGUGAACGGAGCUCACGUGCUGGAGUAUAAACACAGACUGGACCUGGAGCGGGUCGACACUCUGCUCAUUUCUGGGAAGGUCAAAGUGGACGCGAUCGGCAUCCUCCCGAGCCCUAGUUCAGUUUCUCCUGCAGCCAGUUUGACUCACCAGGACUCAGAGCUGAAUACGAUAACGUCCUCGUCAGGUGACAUGAGUGUUCCCUUCAGAGGUGAGCUGGUUAAAGGUCUGAGCAACAGACGCAACAUCACCAUCAAAGGACAGACCAAUCAGAACGCAGCAAGUUUCGGUGUGAACCUGCGAGUGUCCGGCGGCAGCGACAUCGCUCUUCAUCUGAACCCUCGUCUGAAGAAACGUGUCUUCAUCAGAAACUCCUUCCUGUCUGGCUGCUGGGGCCCCGAGGAGACGCAGCUGGAGAGCGGCUUCCCCUUCGCUGCGGGACAGUACUUCGAGAUGAUCAUCCUGUGUGACUCUCAGCAGUUCAGAGUCGCCGUUAACGGGUUCCACCAGCUGGACUACAAACACCGGGUCCAGGACCUGAGCUGCAUCACCCAGCUGGAGGUGGUGGGAGACGUCACGCUGCAGGAUGUCAAGCUGCUCUGACCUCUGACCUCUGACCCCCCCCUCCCCACUGACUGCAUGACCCCUGCAUCUUUUUACAUGUAUUAAUAUACAGUAUUUAUAAAAGUGUGAGGAAAUGCUUGACGUCACAUUAUUAACCGUCGCCAAAGUCAAUAACAUUUAACAAAAUCUGUCGAAGAAAGUGUUUUAAUUUUUAUUGACUGUAAAGUUUGAGUUCAUAAUGUGAGUUUUUAUCACAAGAGGAUCUCAAACCUGAAGCCGGAGUUGAAGUAUUGUAAAAUCAAGUGAAAUUUUGAAAUGUCUCGACGAGCUCGAACCAAGAAAACACAUCGAACUGCUAACUGAUCUCCUGUCUGCGCAUCUUUAAUCACUCUUGUUAACAUACUGUGUGAAGAUGUUAAUAAAACUGAAUGUUGGGAUGUGACCAGAUCAAAUAAACUAACCUACAGGA
This is a messenger RNA of Thunnus maccoyii (southern bluefin tuna), 1799 nucleotides long. It is a transcript of the gene lgals8a, whose product is annotated as galectin 8a. Gene Ontology annotation, molecular function: carbohydrate binding. Bases 428 to 1369 code for a protein of 313 amino acids. The record is from RefSeq and is a predicted model, not a curated record. Lineage: Eukaryota; Metazoa; Chordata; Actinopteri; Scombriformes; Scombridae. The transcript is spliced from 9 exons.